AUGGCCAUGCUGCGAGUGUCUUCCUACCGAAAGCUGUUCGAGGAUGAACGCUGGAGUCGGAAUGGAGGGUCGAGUGCGCAGUGUGCGGGGGGGUACCGGGCCUCCGUCAGGGGGGCCUCCAUAGAUGAGUGUGACUGUGACAACUUAGACUUUGUAGCUGCGAAGGCGCUCAACAAAGAGGGUCUGAGCCGGUUUGUCCAGGACAGAAACGUCAUCGGUGCCCUGAACGACCGCCUGGUCCGGGUUAUUGAGCUGGCUCAUUGUUUUGAGGAGGAGAACGAGUCUCUUGAAUGUCAGAUAGUUGAUCUGGAGGAGCAGCUGAGCAGGCGGCAGGCCUCCAGCAGCUCCUCCUCUGUGGUCCUGCCUCACUUCAGUCUAGAUGCUGUGGUGGAGAGGCUGCGCAGGGAGAGGGACGAGAUCCUGUGUGACACCGAGGAGCGGCAGAAAGAGCUGGAGCGUCUGGUGACAGAGUAUGAGAAGGCCGCUCAGCAGAGGAACCUCCUGCAGCAGGACCGGCAAGAUGUCGCUGAGGAUGUCGAUGCUGUGACAGCAGAGUGUUUGGCGCUGAGGGAGCAAGUGGCUAUCUACGAGGAGCAGCUGGCCAACAUGGAGGCCCAGCACAAGACGGCGGUGGAGAGCAUGCUGGAGCCAGAUGAAGGGACGACAGGAGCGAUGAGAGCUAUUACAUUUGGCGUCCCUGACAUCACUGCGGCCCUGGAUGUGAAGGAGUACUACUGCCAGCUGGCUGAGAGCCUCCAGUUUGAGUGCGGUGCAGCAUCCUCUGCUGUGGUUCCCCGUGGUGAUGGAAAACAACUGCAAGUGGGAGGAGCUACAGGGUCAACGGUGAAAGACCUGUCAAAGAUGAAGGACGUCAGUGAAGUGAAGAAGCUGAUUGCAGAGCUACAAAAGGAGCUCGCUGUGCUUGAGAAGUGUAACGAGGAGCUGGAGGACGAGGUUGAGAUGAAGAAGGCUGCGUACAUGGACGAGAUCGCUGAGUUAGAGGGUACUUUGGAUGAAAUGCGGCAGCAGGAGGAAGACUUCCAGGUGCAGAUGAAGGAGCAGUGUGAGGACUACAAAGAGCUGCUCAGCGAGAAGAUGGCCCGAGACAUGGAAAUAACCGCCUACAGGAGUCUGUUGGAAGAAGAGGAGUGCCUGUGUGGCCAGUGACUCGAGAGUCAGACUGGAUGCUCCCUCUCACAUGGAUUAGAAAACAAACCAAAGAGAACCGUGAAACACACACUUGGAUGAAGCUUAAGGUACCAACACAGCAAUUAAAAUAGAACUUAUCGCAACAGAUUAAUGCCGUCUGGAGGCCUGAGCCGGGCGGUGAUAACAGGUCGCUGGCAGAUGACCUCGAGACUCCAAGAAAGAUGGAGCUGUCUAAAAGAGGUGGGAGGAUGGGGGCCGGGCGAUGAGUGUGUAUCCAUUCAGUGUCUGUCUGAGAUAUUUCCUUAAGUGGGUUUUAUCUCUACCAGCUCCCUGAUAUGAUUCAUAAAAGUGUUGUCUCCUCUUUGAAGAACGAUCUCCACACAAACACACACACACAAGUUUAACUGUGCGGCUCCGUGAAGUCAUCCCUCCUCUGAUACCACCUCGUCCAUCACCCAAACUCUGUCUGAUUACCGGCUCUUAACCUUUGACCCCUUCACUGUUAACAAACAUAUCGACAGCUCUACUUUUGGUACUUAAAAGCCUCCGACCUUUCCUUUUGCUUUUACAGUCAUGCAUUCGUGUUUAGUUUUACUUAUAACUGACAGUCAAGUCUUUAGCACACUGUUUGCUUUUCAAAUGGUUCAUGACGCUUUUUCUGCUUUUACACAAAGAGCACCUGGAUGUUUCUACAAGGAAAGCCGGUGUGAUUCAUUAUUCCUCCUUUGAAAAUCAAUGUCCCAAUUUGCUGUCGUUUCAGAUAUAAGCAUCUGCAUUCCUCUGUAAUCUUUUCCUUAUUUUCUACACGACUUUUCAAGCUGUCUGUGAUAAAUCAUUUUUUCUUUACGCUUCUGCCCAA
This is a messenger RNA of Trematomus bernacchii (emerald rockcod), 2008 nucleotides long. It is a transcript of the gene vimr2, whose product is annotated as vimentin-related 2. Bases 1 to 1167 code for a protein of 388 amino acids. The transcript has 10 exons. Gene Ontology annotation, biological process: skeletal muscle organ development. Gene Ontology annotation, cellular component: Z disc; cell-cell junction; sarcolemma. The record is from RefSeq and is a predicted model, not a curated record. Lineage: Eukaryota; Metazoa; Chordata; Actinopteri; Perciformes; Nototheniidae.